UUUGCCGUCUGCAGAAAUGUACCCCACAGAGGAUUAACAUCCCCCCUCCCCCUCCAUCCAGCACCCGACCCCAUCCAUCCCACCCAGACGACGGCUCCUGUGGCCCUCCGCCCUGCCCUACCCUGCCCCUCACUGGUGUCCCCCCCUCCACCCUUUCUCCCUCUGCCACCCCAGCAUCCCAUUGCCACCAUGAACACCAACGUGUGCGUGGAGAGCGGCCCCAACCCCGAGGCCCCGGGGCUGCCCAAGGAUAACCACCUGCCCGAGGGGGCCCUGAACAGCCUUGUGGAUUACAACUCGGAGAUGGAGCGCUACCGCUCCUUCGCCACCUUCUACAAGACCAACGGGGGCGCCUUCCCGCAGGCGGCCAAGAUCGCUCGCAUCACCACCCCAAUCUUCCCCAGCGCCGCCGCCGCCGCCGCCGCCCGCAUCGGCAUGUCCCCCUGGAACUGCGAUAGCGCCACGGCCGCCGCCGCCACCGCCAUGCUGUGGGGCAGCGGCGGCGGCGGCGGCAACACGGUCCCCGGCGGCGCGGCUGGUGCAAGGAAAUCCUCCGCCUCCUCCUCCGCCGCCGCCGCCUCCGCCUCGCUGCACGCCGGCAGGAGCAGCAUGCACCAUCGGAACGAGUCCCAGCGGCUGGGCAAGCCUGGCUGCGCGCCAGCCGAGCAGCCCGCGUUGCAAAUGGCAAAUAAUAAUUUCCUCUCCACCUUAUCCCCCGACCACUGCAGACCUUUGGCUGGGGAAUGCAUGAACAAGCUCAAAUGCGGCGCUGCUGAAGCAGAGAUAAUGAAUCUCCCCGAGCGCGUGGGGACUUUUUCCGCUAUCCCGGCUUUAGGGGGCAUCUCAUUACCUCCAGGGGUCAUCGUCAUGACAGCCCUUCACUCCCCCGCAGCAGCCUCAGCAGCCGUCACAGACAGUGCGUUUCAAAUUGCCAAUCUGGCAGACUGCCCGCAGAACCAUUCCUCCUCCUCCUCGUCCUCCUCCUCCCUGGGAGCCGCCGGAGGAGGGGGGGCGGGAGGAGGAGGAGGUGGGGGAGGAGGGGCAGGCAACCCUGCCAAGAAGAAGAGGAAAAGGUGUGGGGUCUGCGUGCCCUGCAAGAGGCUCAUCAACUGUGGCGUCUGCAGCAGCUGCAGGAACCGCAAAACGGGACACCAGAUCUGCAAAUUUAGGAAAUGUGAAGAGCUAAAGAAAAAACCUGGCACUUCACUAGAGGCAUAUGAUAUAACUCUCAAGAGAACACCUGUUCCCAGCGCUGAAGCAUUCCGAUGGUUCUUUUAAGCAGUAGUAUAUCUUAUUUUCAAGGCAGUCCGAAGUGAAUGGCAAGCUAAAGUCUUGUUUUAAGAAACUGCUUAGUCCACCAUUGAAGAAUAUACUCAGAUACUAUUUUCAUUUAUGUAUAGGGGUUUCCUCAAAAACAAAGCUGAAACAAUCUGGAAGCCUGGGGAAUUGGCCAGUUUAUUCACAUUCAGUACACUGAAUCUUUAUUUGAUGUAACUUAGCUAUACUAGUGAAGUUGUUGUCUAUUUUUAAAGUGGCUGUAAAAAAAAAAAGUUUGGGUAAACCCCUGCUGUAAAAUCAUGUAUCUUUGAAAAGUAACAUAUCUAUACUUCAUUUUCAGAUAUAUGUGUUUCGGUACUGUAAACUGUACAGAUAGCAGCUUGUAUUUUGUGUGUUUAGACACAAGGAGACAAUCAUGUCUGAGCAUCUAUGGAGAUUAAAAGUUUGUACACAACAGUGUGGUUCUGCAAGUUAAAUCUGGAGCAAUAAAUUCUAGCUUUAAAUAAUAUUUUGCUGGCUGUUUAGAAGCAGCAGCAGCAGUAGCAGCAGCACUGUUUUACCAUGCAUCCUUCCAUAGAGACUUGAUGCCAAGUGUUACAAGAUUAAAAGAUUAUGUUGCAUCUAGCAAUUACCUUCAGUUGUAUUGUUGUAAGAGGGGAGACAUAAAAUCUAAAAUUAAUCUUUUUGAGCACUAUUUUAGAGUAGUGGUUGUGCACUUGCAUUGCUUCCAAAAGAGCUUUACAGAAGGGUAUCCGUCCAAAGUAACACACCGGAGCUGACUUGCUUUUGACUGUGCUGUAAAGUGAAAUGCACAGUAUAGAUGGACAUGCGGAAUCAGUCAUUUUAUAUAUAGCAUGUUCCAGCAUACAGAAUGAAAAGAGUACCAUAUCUGAGAAAAAUCUAUGACUCAAUGUAUUUACCUUUCCACUAAGAGUUGCUAUGUAAGUUUUUUCAAUAGAUGGAAUAAAAAUUUUAUAAAAUAUGUGAAAAUAUUUUCGCUCCAUGUGCAACAUUUAAGGAUUAGGCUAGUUUAUAAAUUUAGACAGGCUUGGAUCUCUCCUGCAGUUGUGAAGGCCAUGAGAGCCUGGGUUUUUUUUAAGUAUAUAAGAAAACCCCACAUUUUUUUCAACUAGUGACUAUUUGUCCCCACACAUCUUUCUUUGUCACCUGAUCUUGGGCUUGCUGAAUCACUGGUCCCCCAGGCCUAUGUAUACAGAACAUUUACUCCUCAUAAAGGCAGAACAUGGAGUUACAUAAUUCAGAUGUAAUAUAAGGAUAUGGAGGAUACUGAGUUUACGUACACUUCAUACAGAAUACACUUCAUACAGAAUACCUCAUCACCUAUUUAUAGCUUGGCUUUGUUUUCACGCACGUGAAAAGGCCACCCCUUGAAAGUAAGAGAAUGCUGUUACACCACAUAUUGUAUGUUUAGUAUUUUAUACAAGAUAGGAUGAUAAAUGCUAGUAAUGUCACAGUAAAGCAUGGAAAUAACAGGCUAAUGAUGCAGAGAGUGUGCCAAUAACAUAGUAUUUCAGCACUUUCUCCAUUAUCUGCUCAUUUUCACAGUGCUUGACAAAUACUGGGGGGUUAGGUGAGCAGCAGAGUGUGUCAUCUGCAGUUUGUGGAGAGUCAGAGUUCUGGGAAAGUCUGAGGACUGACAAACCCUGGCAGUGGUCAAGCAACCUAAGGACAAUGGUUGUGAGGAGAAGCAUCCUAGAACUGGCUGUGUAGCAGCAAGGGUCAGUAGUGUGUAGAAGGGCUGAGACACAGUGGAGGAGCAUCAGAGGACUGGAGGAGAUUGCAUCUGCAUUCUAAACGUUAGGGCUGACACACGUGUCCUGGGUUCCAUGUAGCAUGACAUCUUACAUGUAAUUUCAGAAAAUAAAUGCCAUCUUUAAUGUGCUCGCAACAUGUGCCCCCUCUUAUAUUUUAUAAAAGAUCAUUAAUUAAACAAUCAUAAAAUAAGCUUUACAUUCAUUUACUUGACAGCUUUGUACCUGAUGUUAUUUCAUUUAAGACUUUCUGGUUAAGGACACUGUUAUUUACUGCUGGACCAAUGAGAGCCACGUAAGGUCUUCUUUAUCAAAUUGUUAAUUGAUUUAAAAACUGACUGAAGCCUUAUUUGCACAUCUGGCUGGUGAGCUUGCCUUGCUUUUUGGAAAAUUGUGAUUGCUCUGACAGAAGUAGAGACAAAAUUCAGUUCAGGCUACAUUAGGUGUACAAAGAUAUUCAUAGCAAUGUACUUACUGUCUAAUACCCUAAUGUUGCAUGUCUUGAUGUGGUUUCUUUUUUUGUUUUGUUGUUUUGUUUUCAAGAACUGAUGGAUCUGUAUAUUGUAACUGUAGUGUUUUACGUCAAUUCAAAAUUGUUAAGAAAAGCAAAAAAACCUGUUAAUUAUUAAAA
Molecule: messenger RNA, 3681 nt
Organism: Gopherus evgoodei (Goodes thornscrub tortoise)
Lineage: Eukaryota; Metazoa; Chordata; Testudines; Testudinidae
Gene: CXXC4
Product: CXXC finger protein 4
Exons: 3
Coding region: 190-1278 (362 amino acids)
Cellular component (GO): nucleus
Molecular function (GO): methyl-CpG binding; zinc ion binding
Source: RefSeq, a predicted model, not a curated record